Messenger RNA from Nycticebus coucang (slow loris), 4916 nucleotides. It is a transcript of the gene TLR6, whose product is annotated as toll like receptor 6. Gene Ontology annotation, molecular function: transmembrane signaling receptor activity; Toll-like receptor 2 binding; lipopeptide binding. The transcript has 2 exons. Gene Ontology annotation, biological process: immune response; cellular response to diacyl bacterial lipopeptide; toll-like receptor signaling pathway. Lineage: Eukaryota; Metazoa; Chordata; Mammalia; Primates; Lorisidae. The record is from RefSeq and is a predicted model, not a curated record. The coding region runs from base 132 to 2516 and encodes 794 amino acids. Gene Ontology annotation, cellular component: membrane; Toll-like receptor 2-Toll-like receptor 6 protein complex.
AAGCAUUUACAAACGUAUUUCCGUGCGUUUACCGGUUAUUUUCUCUUCUUCUGAAAAAGAAAUCUUGAAUUUGGACUUAUAUCAAAAUUCUCUGAAGGACGACAGCCCUUAAGCAUAGUCACUGCAACAUAAUGGCCCAAGACAAAGAACUUACUAUCCGAAGCUACCAUUUUGUUUGCGUUAUGACCAUAAUCAUUAGAACCAUAAGCCACUGCUCUGAUGAAAGUGAAUUUUCAAUAAACAUUUCAAAAAUAGGCCUUACUCAUGUUCCAAAAGACCUACCACUGAAAACCAAAGCCUUAGACAUAUCUCAAAACAACAUAUCUGAGCUUCGGAUCUCUGAUAUCAGCUUUCUGUCAGGGUUGAAAGUUUUGAGACUUUCCUAUAAUAGAAUCCAGUGGCUUGAUUUUAGUAUUUUCAAGUUCAACCAGGAUUUGGAAUAUUUGGAUUUAUCUCAUAAUCAGUUGCAAAAGAUAUCCUGCCAUCCUAUUGUGAGUUUCAAGCAUUUAGACCUUUCAUUCAACGACUUUGAUGCCCUGCCCAUCUGUAAGGAAUUUGGCAACUUGACACAACUGAAUUUCUUGGGAUUAAGUGCUGCGAAGUUACAGCAAUUAGAUCUGCUGCCAAUCGCCCGCUUGCAUCUAAGUUACAUCCUUCUGGAUUUAGGGAAUUACCGUGCAAAGGAGGCAGAAAGUCUUCAAAUUCUAAAUACAAAAACACUUCACCUUGUUUUUCACCCACAUAGUUUAUUCUCUGUCCAAGUGAACAUGUCAGUUAAUACUUUAGGAUGCUUAAAACUUACUAAUAUUAAAUUGGAUGAUGAGAACUGUGGAGUUUUAAUUAAGUUUUUAUCAGGGCUCACUAGAGUUUCAACCUUACUGAAUUUCACGCUCAACCACAUGGAAACAACUUGGAAAUGCUUGGUUAGAGUCUUGCAGUUUCUUUGGCCCAAGCCUGUGGAAUAUCUCACAAUUUACAACUUAACAAUAGUUGAAAGCAUUGAUGAAGAAGAUUUUACUUAUUCUGAAACAGCAUUGAAAGCUCUCACAAUAGAACAUGUUACAAACAAAGUUUUUCUUUUUUCCCAGAUGGCGUUAUACACAGUGUUUUCUGAGAUGAACAUUAUGAUGUUAACCAUAUCAGAUACGCCUUUUAUACACAUGCUUUGCCCUCAGGCACCAAGCACAUUUAAGUUUUUGAACUUUACCCAGAACGUUUUCACAGAUAGUAUUUUUCAAAAUUGUUUCACGUUAGUUAGAUUGGAGACACUUAUCCUACAAAAGAAUGGAUUAAAAGACUUUUUCAGUGUAGGUCAGAUGACUAAGAACAUGCCAUCUUUGGAAAUACUGGACGUUAGCUUUAAUUCUUUGGAAUCUGAUAGAUGUGAGGAAAACUGCACUUGGGUUGAGAGUAUAGUGAUGUUAAAUUUGUCUUCAAAUAAACUUACUAGCUGUGUUUUCAGAUGUUUACCUCCCAGGAUCAAGGUACUUGAUCUUCACAAUAACAGAAUAGAGAGCAUCCCUAAAGAGGUCACUCUACUGGAAGCUUUGCAAGAACUCAAUGUUGCUUUCAAUUCUUUAACCGACCUCCCUGGAUGUGACACCUUUAGCAGCCUUUCUGUGCUGAUCAUUGACCACAAUUCAGUUUCCCAGCCAUCAGAUGAAUUCUUCCAGAGCUGCCAGAAUAUAAAGUCAAUACAAGCAGGGAACAAUCCAUUCCAAUGUACAUGUGAGCUAAGAGAAUUUGUCAAAAACAUAGGCCAAGUAUCAAGUGAAGUGGUAAAGGACUGGCCUGAUUCUUAUAAGUGUGAUUACCCUGAAAGCUAUAAGGGAACGCCUCUAAAAGACUUUCACAUAUCUGAAUUAUCCUGUAACACAGCUCUGCUGAUUGUCACCAUUGGGGCCAUCAUGCUGGUGUUGGCUGUUACCAUGACCUUCCUCUGCAUCUAUUUGGAUCUGCCCUGGUAUCUCAGGAUGGUGUUCCAGUGGACCCGGACCCGACACAGGGCUAGGAAUGUACCCUUAGAGGAACUCCAAAGAGCUCUCGAGUUCCAUGCGUUUAUUUCAUACAGUGAACAUGAUGCUGCCUGGGUGAAGAAUGAAUUGGUACCUUGCCUAGAAAGAGAAGAUAUACGGAUUUGCCUCCAUGAGAGAAACUUUGUUCCUGGCAAGAGCAUUGUGGAAAACAUCAUAAACUGCAUUGAGAAGAGUUACAAGUCCAUCUUUGUUUUGUCUCCUCACUUUGUCCAGAGUGAGUGGUGCCAUUAUGAACUCUACUUCGCCCACCACAAUCUCUUCCAUAAAGGAGCAAAUAACUUAAUCCUGAUCUUGCUAGAACCUAUUCCACAGAACAUCAUUCCCAGCAAGUAUCACAAGCUGAAGGCUCUCAUGACGCAACGGACUUACCUGGAAUGGCCCAAGGAGAAAAGCAAGCGUGGACUUUUUUGGGCUAACAUUAGAGCCGCUUUUAAUGUGAACUUAAUAUUAGACACUGAAAACGAUGAUGUGAAAACUUAAAAAAUGUCAAGAAAUUCAUUAGCUUGCACUCUGAAGAACACUAUGAUUCUAAGUCACUGUUUAGGGGGACCUAUAUUAUCCCCAUGUCUUCAGGAAAAACUUAAGGAAAACUGUGUUUCAACAGGGGAAUUAGGCGGGGGCAUGAGGUGGUGCUCUACUUCCUAAUGAAAAGCAGCUUAUUCCUUCUUUUUCAAAUUGAGGCAGUCUCUUUUGAGCAAAUUCUCACUCUUUAAAGGGUUCCUCUCUCCUCUCCUUUCCCAAAUGGAUUUUUUGUGAGCAGGAGGAAACAGUUAAUGUGAGAAUCGUAUGCACUGGUCCUUGGAGUGUUCUGUGACUCCUCACUGGGUUCUGGGGGAGCUUUAUCAUUCUGUUCAACUUUGGGGCUUAGGAAAAAGAUUAGCUAUGGGAUAUAAAAAAGUAUUUUGUUUUACAGCUGUGUGAUCAUUUAUUUAAUUUUUUACUCUACUGCACAAAUUACUGUGCUACAAAAUUAACCAGUGGGGAUUCAUGGGAUAAUGAUAUACACAUUAAAGGGCAAUAUGGAUUUAGUUAUAGGAUGUUGAGGUGAAAGAUGUAGAUUUACCUGCUUGCCAAGAAAACUCAGAGCCAAAUUUAUUCGUCGCUGGAUAAUGAUUGAGAAUUUUCUGAUCAUGUUAGAAUUUUGGCUAAAACCUGAAAACUGACCAAGGACAGUAAAUGCUUCUAGAGUUCCAACAGAGAAUGCUAGACACAGCCAGCUGGACUUACCAAGAAAGAGACCAGGUAUUUUAAACCCUAUUCCUCAACUCCAGACGACUAGAUUAAAAAUGGUGAUUAAAGAGUCAUUCAGUGGAAGUUCUAGGCCAGGGAUGUCCAAGUUUUGGCUUCUCUGGGCCACACUGGAAAAAGAAGAGUUGUCUUGGGCCACACAUUAAAUACACAAACACUAACAAGAGCUGAUGACCAGAAAAAAAAGCCUGUGCAUGAUUUUCAUGAUCUCUGCCACCACAAAUAACCAAAAAAGUCCUUACAUGGUAAUCCUAACUAGGCAGCAGCCUGUUUAGAGAGUCUUUUAAAAUGAUUGAGUAGGUCCCAAGUUUGUGAUCACUAAAGUAGAAAGUGUACAUACAUAAGUAAUAAAACAUCUUUUCUUUUGUAUUUUUUAAAUUAUAAAUGUAAAAGAAAAAUGGGCAACAUAAAACUAGUGAAUAUUUGACACUAUUUCAGAAACUAAUGCAUCAGUAUCUUGUUCAAUGGAAGUAGUUGCAAUUCUCAGUGAGUUCUUAAGGUGCUCAUCAGAUAAUUUGGUUCUAAUUUUACUCUUAAUGGUGCUUCAUUCUGGAAAAUAGUUGCUAGCAAAUGUCGGUGUUGCCAAAAAGCAAUAGCAUGAAUAAAGCGUGAUUGUGAAGCGAGGGAUAUUUGUCUCUGGGAAGACAGGACCUAUAAAAGUUUACUAAAGGACCUGAUCACAUUUUUCUUUAAGUUGAAUGUCAGAUUGCAGCUCUAUGCACUCCAUUUGAAAAUUCACAGGUUUCGUAUUAACCUGGAUGGAAGUGGAACACAUUAUUCUUAGUAAAGCAUCACAAGAAUAGAGAAGCAUGAAUCCUAUGUACUCAAUUUUGAUAUGAGGACAAUUAAUGACAAUUAAGGUCAUGGGGAGGGGAGGAAAAGCAGAGAGAGGGAAGGAGGGAGAAGGGUGGGACCUUGGUGUGUGCCACACCUUCUGGGGGCAAGACAUGAUUGCACGAGGGACUUUACCUAACAAAUGCAAUCAGUGUAACCUGGCUUAUUGUACCUUCAAUGAAUCCCCAACAAUAAAAAAAAAAAAAAUUCACAGGUAAUAUAUUUAUGUUGACUGAAAGUUGAAUCACAAAUGCAUCAGAAUAUUGAUUACUUUUCUGGAAAUCUUGAAAUCUGUUUUCAAAUUCUUGUAUCAAAUCAAAAGCAUGGCUGCAUAUUUUUUAUUGUUCACAAGAUUGUGUUUAGCCAGUGUGUUGAAAUGCAUAAAAUUGUUUGUCUUAAUUUGAGCAUGGCAUAAUUUCAGUUUCAUUUGGAUUAUUGUUAUAGUUUGAAACAUUGUAUUCUUGUUUUUCACCUUGAAGAUUCAUAUUUAACUCAUUUAUGAGUGAUUAAAUCCACUAACACUGCUAACUCUGUAAGCCAGUUUUCACUGUCAAAUUCUGGCACAAAUUUGGUUUUUGAUACCAUAAACCACUCGAUAACAUGUCAAAACUCAUAAAAUCUUUUCAACAUUUUGCCAUGACUUAACCGUCUUAGUUACUGAAAAGUAAAUGACAAGGACAGUCAUGAUAAGCAUUUACUAUCAUCACAUCAGUACUUUCAAGGAAUUCCUGGAAUUGGCUAUGAUUCAAUCCCUUGGCUUUUAUGAAAUGUAUAGACUUGAUGGUGAUUUGCAUGAUG